AUGGGAGGCGAAGCGGGAGAGGCUGGGGCAUCUCCUGAUGAGGGCUCUCAGACCGUCGUUGAGGAGGCAGAUGCGCGAUACAUCAGCAACUCUGGGAUGCUGAUGCAGCUCAAGAUACUGUCGGAGGCCAUGUAUCAGGGCUACCAUGCGCUGGAUACCUUGAGAUUUCAGCCCCAGCACGAAGUUAGCGACUCAUCAAUCUCCUUCUGUUCCUCCACUCGUCUCAAAUGUCCCCGCACAGUUCUUGCUUCGGUGAAAAAGGACAAGGUACAUGCCACAUUGGAGAAUCUGGAAACAGCUGUGGCGAACAUAUCAGAGUUCGUUGUGCUUCUGUGUGGGUGUGAUGAGCGCUUGUCCCGUAGGCCCUACGAUGCAUAUCUUUACAUCGGCAAUUUCAUGUUUGGUCGACAUGCAGAAAAGCAAAAGCUCCUCAACUUCUUACUGCAGCCUAACCCAUCAGAUGACCAUGCACCACCUCCAGUUCUGCCAAGUAUCGGUGCUCUUGCAGCUGGGAAGAAGACUUUGGUCGCCCAUGUAUGUGCUGACGAGAGGGAGUUUUGGUACCUCUUCAAGAACCUAGCAUUUGGAAGUGCGGACCCGGCAGAGCAUCCAAGACUAGUACAUAUAGCAGAAGGAUUUGCCAAGGAAUUGCAUCAGGGUGGAUCACUUGUUACAGCAAAUGCAUUGGCUGACGUGUUGAGAAGCAACCUGAAUGCUCAAUUCUGGCUUUCGAUAUUGAACAAGUGCAGAAAAGUGAUUGAGAAGAACCUCAUCGCUUAUGGGCAGCGCCCAAAUCUACUUUUUGAGCAAGGCCGUGAGGUGGACCUCACGGACUUCGUUUUGAGUCCUGUUAUUAAUCCCCUUCGCGUCUUACCUUGUACUAGUAGCGCUCUAACCAAAACAGAAUUACCAAAGGUGGCGUUUGGAGAACUACUGCUAGAUCCUUCUGUUAGGCCCAAAGGAGAAUUUGGUCUAUUGACAUGGGAAUCCAGGUUACCCCCUCAUACUUCAUUUAUUCACUUUGUCCCAAAUUGCACUCAAGAUAUGCCUCAAGGACAUAGUUUAUCAGGGAGGAAGCGCCAUACAGUGCCUUUCUGA
Miscanthus lutarioriparius is the source of this 1098-nucleotide messenger RNA. The record is from the annotation of a GenBank genome assembly. NCBI's taxonomy places the organism in Eukaryota, Viridiplantae, Streptophyta, Magnoliopsida, Poales, Poaceae.